Molecule: messenger RNA, 8698 nt
Organism: Acanthoscelides obtectus
Lineage: Eukaryota; Metazoa; Arthropoda; Insecta; Coleoptera; Chrysomelidae
Source: the annotation of a GenBank genome assembly
GCUCCCACUUCUCCAGUCUUAUGUGUUUUGUGGAUUAUAUCCUGUAGCUUUGUGCUGUAGCUUGUUUUUGUUUAUGUUUAUAUUUAGCAUUCUGUUUUGCUUGUGAAGCGUGUGUCAGCGUGUGUCUUGGACCAGGGGAAAAUUGUUGAAAAGGGAAUUAUGAACAGUAAAACCCAUGAUCUUUCUGCAUUGACAAAAUCUAAUAAAAAUGAAGACUUCAAAAGUGAAAACGAAAAAAGUAUUGUUGCUGUAUCCAGGUCCAGUAUAAAAAGAGAGUCCAAUGAAAUUGAAUGGCUUGAUGAAUGUAAUGUGAAUAGCAAGACAUGCCUGAAGGUAGAAGUUGAUGAGCUGGAAAAAACAAAAAUGGAAACUGAAGACAAUGAAGAGCCAAUCAUUCAGAAUAAGAGUGACGAUUGUAUGGAUGUAGUAUCGACAACAAUUUUUGAGAGUGUCAAAAAUGAGCAGAAUAACUGGUAUGAGUGUGGUAUAGAUAAUCUAAGUGCCCCUGAGCUGAAGCUAGAAAUGAAUGAUUCUAUUCUGAGAAGGGUGGGAGGCGAAUCUGAAGACGAUAUGUUAACACAUCCAGAGAAUCCUUCAAAGUAUAGGUUCACCAUUACUUGCAUUCAUUGUAAUACAAUAUUUGAAAGUAAAGUCACAGUGGAUGAUCAUGUAGCAAAAUGUCACCCAGAAUUUACAACAUCAAAUAGCAAUAACAUAUAUGAGUGUACAACUUGCGUUUAUAUAACCACUGAAAAGGAAAACUUUGACAGGCAUAUGAAAUUGCAUCUGGAGACUGUGUCAAACGAAAAGUUUAAAAGAUGUAUUCACUGUGAUACAACAUUCAAAGGUACGUCAUCAAUGAAUGAGCAUAUAGUUAGAAAACAUCCAGAGUUUAUUGCGUCAGUCACUGUCAAAGUACAUGAAUGUACAGUAUGUACUUAUAAAACUACCAAAAAACCUAAUUUUUAUAGGCAUAUGUCAGUACAUCCUGAGAUAGAUAUAAGCUACACAUUGCAAAAAUGCAAUCACUGUGACGCUAAAUUCAAAAAUAAAUCUUUAGUAGACGAACAUAUAAUUAAGGCACAUCCAGAAUUUAUAAUGUUUAGCAAAUUCUAUGAAUGCACGAGCUGCGCUUAUAAAACUACUAUAAACAGUUGUUUCAAAAGACAUAUUUUAACGCACUUAACCUAUAAAUGCACAGAGUGUACUUAUAAAACUAAUGUAAAAACUGCUUUAGAUAGCCACAUGCUACAACAUCCAGAAAUUUCAAAUCAAAAAGACGUCAAAUGCGUUCACUGUGACGCAGCUUUCAAAAGGAAGUUAUCAUUGGAUGAUCAUGUAGUUAGACUACAUCCAGAAUUUAUCGAAUCAGUUACUAGUAAACUGCAUACAUGUACACAAUGUUCUUAUAAAACUGUCCUAAAACAUGUAUUUGAGAAACAUGUGCUGGAACAUGGUGGGAGUGAUACAAGUUCUCAACCCAAUACCUGCCGUCAUUGUAAAGUGAAAUUCAAAAAUGGCAUAUCUUUAGAUGAUCAUAUUGUCAAAAAACAUGAAGAAUUUAUAUCAGCGGUUAAUAGAAAAAUACAUAAAUGCGAGCAGUGUGCUUAUAAAACGGUAUUAAAAACCUCAUAUAAUGAGCACAUACUCAAAAGUCAUCCGGAAAACCUCGGAUCACUUUCUAUGAAGGUAUACGAAUGUUUGCGAUGUUCUUAUAAAACUUUUAAAAGAAACGCUUUUGAUUAUCAUUGUAUAUCGAGCCAUCCUCAAACUGAUUCAAGUAGUAAGAGCCACGCAUGCAUUCAUUGUAAUAAAACUUUCAGAAGCAAGAGAGCGUUAGAAAAUCAUGUGGUGAAAAAACACCCAGAUUUUAUCUCGUCUGUAACUGAGAAAAUAUAUCAAUGUACAAAAUGCGUGUAUAAAACUGUGUCGAAAUACAACUUGGAGAGACAUAUGUUAACGCAUCCUGAGACUAUUUCCAGUUCCAAACUCGUGCCUUGCAUUCACUGUCGAGCGAUACUUGCAAGCGACGACUCGCUCAAUGAUCACAUAGCUAAAAAGCAUCCUCUUGUUACAUCACCAAACGCUAAAUCGUAUGAAUGUUCAAAAUGUGAUUAUAAAACUAACAGAAAGUGCUAUUUCGAUAAACAUGUAUUAAUACAUUCCGAGACUCUGACUACGCCAAAGUUGUUGAAUUGUUCCUAUUGUGAUGCUUCCUUCAAGCUUAAGAGAUCAUUGUAUGAUCACAUUGUUAGAAUACAUCCUGAGUAUAGCGACUCGGUAUGGGUUAAGAUACAUGAAUGUCCGCAGUGCUCUUAUAAAUCAGUUAAAAAGGAUUAUAUUGAGAGACACAUGAGAGGACAUUCUGAAAUUGUUUAAAGCGCAAUUAUCUAUAUUAAAAUAGGGUUUCUAGACAAAAUCGCAGGUUUUGACAUGCUUGCGGGCCCGUCUUAAGCUAUUCAGGGAUUCCUGAGUCCAAAGCAAGUUAGGGGCAUGCGGCUAAAGUGGCUCCAGAGCAGAGCGAAAUCAGGUGCCUUAUGUUUCCGUUGGAGUGUUGGAGAAAGUUGAAGAGUGGAGGGGAGGUGCUGCCCAGAUUGGUUCGACAUUUGUGGCCGUCAUCAAGCCGGGGCCGUGAGCCUGAGCCUCGUGAGGCCAUAGGGUUUGCAUGCGAGGCUCCAAGCCCAGUCCGAACGGAGUUGUUUAAGGCGAAAAUCGCAGAUAAUUUGCUAUAGAGAAAAUGUUUAAGACAGAGCCACAUUCCAGGACUUCUGAAUUAAGAGUUGUAUGCACACCGAGUGUAUGACGUUCCCAAACUGCUCUAGCAAAUGUGCACAGGGAACGCAACGCUAAAAACCUAUCCUGUUUUUUGAUGUUUUGCUUUGACGUUGACAGUGUUGUGAUCCCACUGCCAAACUAACAAUGAACAUGUGAAACACAUUUUGCCUUUAGUUUCAGAAGCAUGGUCAGACUAUCCAAUUGGUGACUAAUGAUUUUAAAUUGAUGGCACAACACGUCAGAGGUCUGCAUUUUUAUUGUAUUGUUUUGAGUAAAUGUAUCGAAUUCAUAUUUUAGUGUAGACUUUCAAAAUUAGUGUCUAGUGUCUAGUUGUAGAUGAAGCCAAAUUAACUUUGCUUCUUGCGCUCUCUUGUGAUCUUUAUUAUUCUGGAACAUCUCAAAUGUAUGUUGUGACUCUGGUCUUACGUUAUCAGUUUUUUACCAUCCUUCAUUGUCUGGUAUUAGUUUAACCUCCAUAAACUCGAGCGGGGUACAGUUUGUACCCCGGACAUCAAUUUUUGGGGGUAUUUUCUAAAAUAUUUAUUUUUAACUCAAUUUCCUUCGAGGAAUGUUUCUUAAAUAUUUCUCUAAUCGAGUAUAGAAACGCUUAAAGAAAUUGCUAUUUAUUGUAACAGGUUAUAGUGAGUGUUGUAGCUUGGGGUUCAGCUGCACCCCGCUCGGUAUGUAACAUUUUACACUAUAACAAACCAAAGGGUGCAGUGUACACAACAGAUAAAUUGGCAAAGGAAAUCACGACUCAAAGACAGAGUAAUCGGUGGGAUGGCAAUAUUUUUCCAUCUACUGGACAUUGGUGGCAUCAUCGCCUAUAAGCUAUGGGCGUUGAAAAAUCCAGAUUGGAAAAAUCGUUUGGAUGUUUUUGUUGAAGUUGGGCCAAGAAUUAAUAAAGAAAACCAUAAUUCGUAGGUACCAUAAUGACAAGCUUUUACAUUCCAGUAUAAAACAAUCCAUGUUAACCAUUUUGUCAGAAUUAUGCUUAGCCAAUUCUGCUUCAACUUCUUCAUUAAAUACACUAAACCUGCCCAUUUUUUUAAUUGCAUUAUUUGCACGUUUGUUUUUCUCUUCGAGAUGUCUUUUUAGUGUAGCUUUAGGUACUUUAAACAACCUUGCACAUUCAUUCAGCCCAUAAGAACCAUUACGAAAAGCGGAAAUAGCACUGCUCAAAUCUUCUGUGCUCCACUUGCCGUAUUUACCACGUGAUGACAUUCUGAAAAAAAAAUCUAUCAAGAACUAAAUGGGACUGGUUUAAUUCACAAUAUACGGUUGCCUAAAUUGGACCGGUCCAAUUUACAAGUCAAUUGCUGGUCCAAUUUAGGAAACCUUGUUCUAAAACUAAACAAUAUCAAAUUUCACCCACAACGGGUUUUACCAAUUUGGAGGUUAGGUCACGAAAAUAAUCCCUAAACUAUGGCCUCUUUAAUGAAUCUUGAGAAAUAAAGAUAUUAUAAAUGUUGUGAUUAAGGGAGAGUCUGGAACAGCGGCCACACUUUGAAAGAAUUUUCGCUCUCUAGGAGAUUUAAUUGUUUUCGUCAAAUUUAUAGUUCUUACAUGAACGAUACACUAUUUGGCUUUAUUUCUAUAUACUUAAAAAAUAACACAAACACCUAUUAGUAUUUUAUUUUUAAUUAUAAAAAAAGUGCUGGUAAAGUGGCCAGUGUAUCUUCAUUGCAGGUACAGUGGUCACCCACCUAUGGUACUGUGGCCACUCCUCUGUAAACAAUUAGAUUUAAGUAAACCAAAUCUGAAAAGAGUGGAUUUAUUUAUUCCAAAAAUUAUGUUAUAUAAAACUUCUAAAAGCUACAACAGAAAAAUGUAUCAAAACCUCGACUUAACUUAAAAUACGUUAUACAUUGACAGGUUAAUCGAAAAUGAGAAUACAUUUGCACUUCUUGCCGUACAUCCGAUUGCACUGGGAUACGGUAAAUGGAGUAUAAUAUCAUCCAUUGAAACUACACCAGUGUCUGGAAUAUUCGGAUAAACAAAAUUAUUGCCACGUCGACGUAGAAAUGUUAUAUUACAUUCGUCAGUGCUCUCCAUCACUUCUAUGACGGAGCCAACAUAGUAACGGAUUGUCUUUUUUGACUCAAAUCUAACCAGAACAAACUAACCCACACCGAUGUCCCCAAUAUCGUUAAGGGUGACUUCUUUAUCUGACUCUUGUACAAAGCUCACAUCAUCUGAGUCAGUUAAGCUCAAAUCUAGGUCGCUUUCGCUAGAUGUGUCAUCUUUUUUAUGCAACUUCCUUUGUUUUGCUGCUGGUACAACAAUCUCUUCACUUACAAUUUUUUUCUUUACAAGCGGCUGCCUCUCAAGGUUGGACAUUCGACUUUGUUUUAAUUGUUGUUCUUCUUCUAGUUUUUGCAGAAUAGGGGUGCUUGUUAAAAUUUCGGUUGUUUUCUUUUUUUUCGAAUGUUUUUUAAGCGGAGCUGCGGGGAGAGCUGUGGGAAGUGGCUUCACAUUAUAUGGACUAACAAAUUUCUUUUCCGGAGUCCUGUUUUCCUUGAUUUGGGAUGUUGAUGGUCUAUUGUUGUCUUCUAGAACAGCCAUUGGAGGGACUUCAGCGUGUUGCUCUACAUGUAAAUCUGUUACAGAUGCUGCCAUGAAAUCUUGCUCAUUAAAUAUGUUAUUAUUAAAUGGAUAUAUUCCGGUUGCCCUAAAUCCUGAUAUGCAAUUUUUAGGUGUAAAAGCUAAUGGGUAAGAUUCACCUAGGAUUUCGGCAACUUCGUAAAUAGUUAUUCUUUUGCCAGGGUUGUUCAGUAACCAAUUUUGACAGUUCCGAUUAUAAUAAUUUUUCAAUGCGAAAUAAAUACUUUUGUCUAGCGGCUGCAGUUUGUGGCUGCAGUGUGGUGGUAAGGUCAAAAGUAUAACAUUAUUUUGUUUCGCCAUCUUUAUAGUAUCCAAACAUAUAUGGGUCUCAUGGUUAUCCAUAAUUAAUAAGACGGGUGAAUCAGCGGUUGGUUUCACAUGUUUGAUGAAAUGCUGCAACCACUGGACAAAUAUGUGUGAUGUCAUCCAACCGGUUGGAGAAGCCGUUCCCACACUUCCCGGCGGCGCGUUCUUUAACAUGUAAUCCUUAUAAUUUUUUCUGGGGAAGAUUAACAAAGGUGGUACAGAAUUUCGCAUUGCAUUAAUGCAACCACACAUGGUUACCAGUGUCCCCCUUUCACUAGAUACGGUGUGUCCCACUUGUUUUUGGCCUUUUUUGGCAAUAACCUUUUGUGUUUCUUGGACAGUGGUAAGUGCUGUCUCAUCGACGUAAAAAAAUUGGUUGGGCCCAAAUUCAUGGUUUUUAAGGACUUCCUGAAGAUUUUUAAAAAAUCGUUCUACAACUGGUUUAUUAAAGCCCAUGGCUCUACCUAAUGACGUAGCCUCAGCUAAUCUUAGUGACAAUUCUUUGCGACGUUUCAUAAAUGCAUUGAACCAUAAUCUUCCUGCCAUACCAUUGUCUUCCCAAGAUUUCGGAAAUUUCUUCUUAUUAGCAACUGCUAAUUCAUAUGCCAACCUUCGUGCCGCUUUUGGAGGUAAGCCAUGAUGUAGUUGAGCCAUUGUUUGAAGAUAUUCGCUUAAUUCGCCUUCUUCGUCUGGAGAAAAUACUUGAUUAACCCAGUAAUUUGGCGUUAAUCUUGGAGCUCCUUCCAAUACUGGUGAAUUCCAAUCAAUUUCCUCUUGGUGCUCGUCACACUUCUUAAUAUAGCGCCUCAGUGUAGUUCGAGGUAUGUUGUAUUUUAGUGCUGACGCUUUGACAGAUAGUCCACUAAUCUUGAUAUCUUUAAGGGCAUCUACCAUAGUGCUCCUCGGUAUCUUGCCUAUUUCAACGUUAGUUUUCUUACGACGAGGCAUUUUGAUCUGAAAAAAUAUGGUUGCAAUCAGCGGAAAGGUAUUUAGAAAGGUAGGUACAGUGGCCACUGUUAUUUAUAGAAUAAAGCUGUGACCACUGUACCUGCAUUGCCUUGUGGCCACUGUUCUAACAACCACAUAUUUUAAAUAUAUAAAUAUUUUGAGAUAAUUUUCAAAUGCUUUUAAAAACUUAUUGGCAAAAUAAUUACUUACAUGGACUGAGUAUUCAUUCACCACCAGCAAUUAUUCAAGAAACAAGUUGUUUGGACAAAAAUAAAAAUCUCGUGCAUGCGUUGAAAUUCACUUUUGCUAUGAAUUUUCAGGUUAGGUUCACUAUACCGUUAAACACCAAAGGUGAAGUUUCCUGCUUUGUGCCCAGUUCUAGUACUUAAUUUGCUAGUUUGUUCCUAGAUGGCAGAUAUAUAACUUGAAAUAUAACAAAGUUAGGGAAAGGUGGCCACUGUACCUAUAUGGCCACUGUUCCAGACUCUCCCCUACUUACUUGAACGGUAAGUAGUAGUAUCUUUGUAUCGAAAGUUAAAUAAUGUUGAAAACACUUAUAUUUUCUUAACCGUUGUUUACAGCUGCACACGUGUUGAAACUCUAGCAGUUUUCGGGAUGUAGUUCUAGUUGGUAUUAACGGAUGGCACCACUUGUUGUCGGUUCGCUCAAAUCUGCAAAGGUCCAAUUAAGGAGCCGGUCCAAUAUAGGCAACCUUACCCUACAUUCAAAUUCCACCUCCAUGAUCAUAGUUGAGCGAUUUUGGUCAGAACUCAUCUAGGGCUCGUAAGGGAGCGUCGUCCUGCUUCGAAAUGGCUUUCACCUGCGUACACGAAGGCAGUGAUAAUUUGUAUUGGGUAACGUUAUUUGUUACAUUUUGCGACAGCACUGCUCAGGAUUUGUUGAUUUUAUCACCAUUGAAGGAAAUCAAAGAUAAUUCUAAAAUGAAUCAAAAUACUAAGUCGCAUCAAAAAUAUUAAAUUAACUGUUCGAGCAAACUUCCUUGGGUUUAUCAGUAACCUAACCUAUAGCAGAAGCCUGUGCGAACAUUUCCUGGUGUAACAUAUUGGCAACGCGGCAGAUUGCACGACCUUCUGCGUCACCGUUGCUAGACAAUAUGGUGAUGACGUUCGCCCUUCAGUCGGCUUCUAUCUCUUUCUAACAUGUCUUGAUACACGCUUCGUGUGCUUCUCUCUCGCACACACUGAACCCAAGCCGUCAGACAAUUUUUGUUUUCCCUGUAUCUAAGGAGAACCGAACCGAUGAAAUGAGAAAGAACGACCUUAAAAUUUGUGACAGUGAUCGAAGCGACUACCAGCUCCUGCGCAAGCGUGGGGUUAUAGUACAAGAUCUGGCAUCUUGAAUCUGCAGGUAUUUUCUUAUCAAACUUUUAUGAAUGCCUCUGCCAAGCAACGCUGCCCUAAUAUUAUUUAUCAUUCGUAAAAAUCAAGUUAUAAAAAACAAGAUACCUGCAGAUUCAAGCGGCUGGAUGUUACAUUAUUAGGAAAGCACAGCGUUGCCAGAUGAGUCGGACAGAAUUUCCCCAGAACAAGCACAAAAAUUCCUCAAAAUUGACACUUUGUCAGAAAAAAAAUCCCCAAAUCACAGUUAAUGGAAAGGGAUAAUUUUGGUUCACGGGAGAAUGCUUUCAAUCCGCAAAACGUGUGAUAUCCCCCAGUACAUUGUUCCUCGAGUAAAGAUCCCCAACAUGAUAACCCUGUCGAACCAUCACUGGUAAGAUGCUUACUCUCCUUGGAUGGACCAUCUGCUGUCUGUUGCAUUGGCAGCAUCCAUUAAUUUAGUUUACUAGUUUGACACCAUGUAACUAUAUAUUUUAAAGUAUUUGUAAGAUGAGUUGAAAACACCUGAUCGUGAUGUAAAAUCGAAUAUUUAGUUUUAGUAGUGAGAAAAAUCUAUACAUACUCCAUUUGAGACGGCCAUUAUUGGUCUCGCACUUCUGAUACGCAAUCUGCUAUUACUGCAUUUAUGAGCUAUACUUACUAUAUGUUUAUUUAUUUGUAUAUUUUAAGAAUUUGUACGCAUUUAUUGAUAAUAAAUUGUAUAUAAC